Ipomoea nil (Japanese morning glory) is the source of this 2887-nucleotide messenger RNA. RefSeq lists its product as uncharacterized. NCBI's taxonomy places the organism in Eukaryota, Viridiplantae, Streptophyta, Magnoliopsida, Solanales, Convolvulaceae. The record is from RefSeq and is a predicted model, not a curated record. The transcript is spliced from 2 exons. The coding region runs from base 843 to 2594 and encodes 583 amino acids. Gene Ontology annotation, biological process: positive regulation of growth.
CGUGCAAAUAAAUAAGUGCGACCAUAAAUUCCACUCGGUUUCCAUUUCUACAAUUCCGUAUUUCCGUCUUCCUCCCUGCCUGCAUGUGGAGUGUGAACACACUCUCCACUGCACCUUCUUCCCUUCUUCCUUCCUUCCAACCCCCAGAGAACCCACCACCCUUACCCAAGGGUGGCACAGAACCGAUACCUCGUGAUUGCUCCACUUUCUGAUUCCUAUUUUCCCUUUUUUUUUUUUUCCCCUCAGAUAAUCAGUGAGUUCCAGCUUCUUAUGAGUUCGUACCAUUUUCCUGUCAUUUUUUUGGGGUUAAAAUUGGAGGAUUUUAGUAUUUCUUGGACUUCUGAGGUUUCCUCUUGCGUCAAGUUUUUUCCUUUUUUGCUAAGUUACUUUUAUUUAUUUAUUUUUGGUGUUCUGCACUAUGUAUCUUGCUUUUGUUGAGAGAAAAGAAUUACAAGGUAUAUAAUUCAGGAAUUUUUUUAGUUUUUAUGGAAAGGGGAAAUCUUUGUCUUGAAAUUUCAUUUUAUUUUUAUUUUUUUGGGGUGUGGAAAAUGUAAAAUUGAAAAGGGAAAAGAGGGUGUAGAAAAAAAAAAAAAAAAAAAGCAAAAAAGGAUAAAGCUUUGCUUUAGUCCUCCACAUGAAGGGCAAAAUUUCAUGCCCAGAUUCAAAAUUUCUUUGUUUUUGUUUCCCCCAAUUAGUUUCUUUAGAAACAAUCUGUUGCAGGGGGGGAUUCAUAGUUUAAUCUGUGCUUUUUGCUAUUUCAGUAGUUCAUCCUCUUCUGCUGACAGAUCUUGGAUUGUUCAGAGACUAUUGUGCCUGCGGUUUCUGAUUCAUUCAUAUUAGCCAUGGUUGCCGAGUCUUGGCUGCGUAGUUUAUGGAAAACAACCAAGAAGCGUGGUGGGGGUUCUUCUGAGAAGCAGAUAAUUGGGGUUUUGGCCUUUGAAGUUGCAAGCUUGAUGUCCAAGAUGGUUCAUCUAUGGAAGUCUCUGUGUGAUAAGCAGGUUGCUAGUUUGAGGGAAGAGAUAAAGAAUUCUCCUGGGAUUAAAAAGCUGGUUUCAGAAGAUGAUGCCUAUAUUGCUAGGCUAAUUUGCAGUGAGAUGAUUGAGAAUUUGGGGAAUGUGGCAAUUGCAGUGGCUAGGCUUGCAAAGAAAUGCAAUGAUCCUCUCUUGAGGAGCUUUGAGCAGGCCUUCAAUGAUUUGCUCAAAAUCGGGAUUGAUCCGUACGGGUGGCAUCUCUCGUGGAAGAAGAUGGACAGGAAAGUUAAGAAGAUGGAACGGUUUGUUGUGAUCAAUUCCAAUUUGUACCAAGAAAUGGAAUCCCUCGCGGAUUUUGCACAGACGUUGCAGAGAAUGAAGUGUAACGAGGAUGCAGACAUUAUUAGUUUAGUCGAGUACGAGAAGAAGGUUUCAUGGAAGCAGCAGGAAGUGAAGCAUCUUAAAGAGGUCUCGGUUUGGAGCAGGAGUUAUGAUUAUGUCGUUCGCCUUCUGGCUCGAGCUGUGUUCACUAUAUAUUGUAGGAUUGGGCAUGUUUUUGGAGUUAAUCCUGUUGUUGGGGACCAGGAAAUGAGAGACUCGAAAGUUCUUGAAUCGGAUAACAUUCAUCGUAGCCAAUCGGUUGCAUAUACACAGUCAUCUGUUCAUCCAGCUGAAACCAGUCUUUCGAGAUUUUCCUCAGAACCAAUCGAGAGCCUUAUUACUAGGUCCGGUCCAAUUUCAAGAACACCAAAUAUAAGCACCUUUCAUUCAGGCCCUCUCAGAAAUUCGACUUCCACAGAGAGCCUGGCUCCCGGAGGGCACAAAGCUGUUAACUUUCACUCAGGUCCCCUCGAAAUGUCGAAGGCCAAGUCUAGUCAGACCACCAAAGUAAAUAAAUCUGCCUUUAAGUGGUGGCAUUCAGGAAACUUACAAGGAAAGAACCCGGUUUCAAAAUCCAAUAAGUUGAAUGGUUUUCCUAUGAGUAAUAGCUAUAUAAAUACAAACGGUGGCUAUUCUGGUCCUUCUGGAGAUCCGAGUGGUGCCAAACCUGUAGAGGGCAAUUCAGUUUAUGGUCAUAUGCCCAAUUUCAGCUCGAAAAAAAGUUUGAUGAAUGCCCCUCCCGAGACUCUCGGGGCUGCUGCUUUGGCGUUGCAUUAUGCCAACGUUAUCAUUGUGAUCGAGAAGCUCGUUUCGUCUCCUCACUUGAUAGGGCACGAUGCGAGAGAUGACCUGUACAAUAUGUUGCCCGCCAGCAUAAGAACGGCCCUCAGAGCAAAACUGAAACCGUAUGCUAAGAAACUGAGCUCAUCAGUAUGUGACAUGGCUCUUGCAGAAGAGUGGAACGAGGCAUUGACGGGAAUACUAGAGUGGCUUGCCCCGCUCGCCCAUAACAUGAUAAGAUGGCAGUCUGAAAGGAGCUUCGAGCACCAGAACUUUGUUUCGAGAACAAACGUUCUACUUGUACAGACUCUUUACUUUGCAAAUCAGCCGAAAAUCGAGGCAACAAUUGCCGAGCUCCUUGUUGGUUUGAACUACAUAUGGAGAUACGGUCGAGAGCUUAAUGCCAAAGCAAUCGAAGAAUGUGCCAGUGUUAGAACAUUUGACGAGUUCUUGGAAGAGUGACUGUAUCGAGACGUUAUUUCUUGUAUGGAUUGAUUUCGAAGCAGUUAAGUGAUGGCCUCUAUUUUCAGCAUCAGAAUAUUGUUUCAACUUUUCUUUUUUGCCACGCGAAUCUGGCAAUCAAUGCGUGAAUGAGUUUCAACUUUUCUUUUUUAUAGAUGUAGACUUAGUUUUGUGCUUGUUUCUGCUAGGCAAUAAUACAUAUAUACUCCAUAUAUGAGAUGCAAGUUGGGAACCUUGAUACAUAAUGUUAAAUGUUUGAGAGUUAUCUUUGUCGUUCUCAUCCCUUGUGCCAA